GCUUAUCCGUCCGUCUGCGUGACGCGGUUUUGGGUCUACUUCUGUCACAACCAAUGACUUCUCAACACAAAGAGACCCACCGAACACAACUCGCGGUGUCCUUUGCCCCUUUCCGAUGUACAUUUUCUUGUCGUUGCCGCGAGGGUGGCCCCAGACUUCAAAGCGCUCCAGUGUCCACGGGAGUCUGCAAGUUGUCGUCUGGCGAAUGCCGACAAUCCUAAACUGUAGUGUCGCCGCUGUCUGUGCAUGCGGCUGCAACCACCUGCAUCUUCGUUUCCCGGAUAGGCGGCGUUUGUAACCAGUGAUAGUGCCUGCGACGAACAAGCUCAGAAAGCACCAUGCAGCGUGUUUGGUACUCGAUCCUUCUCGACAGCUGAAUGGUGUCGGCCUCCGCACAGUUGCGGCUUUGUCAUGGGAGUGAGGCCAGCUGGUCUGUUGAUUGGCACUGAUGUUUGUUUCCAUCUCUGUUGAUUUAUCUCUCCAAUCUUUUUUACACGAUGGAGCAGCCAUCAACAGAUCCUCCCUCCGCUCCGCCUCCGGCACGGGCAUUGUUCUUCAGCAUUGAGUCUUUAUCCCUUUCGGAACUAUGCUCGGGAGAACGCGUUCCGCUGCCUCUUGAGUCAACACUUACCCUGUUGGUUGUUGCCACUUCUACUUUGUUCUUUUGUCUGCUUUUGUGGCGUUUCCGUAAGUUGCGACUGGAGCACCGUCCUUCCGAUGCAGAUCUUCCCCCCAGUGGGAAUUCCCAAACAAGGACCACCACGUUUUUCUCCGUUGGUACAUCGUCGGUGCCCUCUCCAUGUGGCGACAGCGGCAGUCAUGUUUCGGCGAUAAGGAACAAUGAGGGCGAAGGCAAUAAGUUGAAAAAGGAGAAGGAAGCGUGUGAUGGAGUGAGGCGGGAGACAGCAGGAUCUUCCGACCAACUCUGUCCUGAUUCCUUUAUUCCUCAGAGGGGGUAUCGUCGGAGCUGGAUCGGCUUGGUCCUUCACAUCUUCCUCUAUGCUGUUGUCUUCUCUGCUCUACUUCUUAUGCUAAGUCUGGUUGCUGUAGAGACCUGCAUUCCAGUGUCGAAAAGUGAUCUUCUAUGGCGAGACAGAGCAGUGAGUUUCAUUGCUUUAUGGAUAUUCGUCUUUUCCGGACUCUACGGUCUUCAGCUCUUCCACUCCUACCUGCCGUGGUUCUUCCGGCUGCGCUGCCCUCUCUCGGAGGCGACCGCCGUGUGUUUCGUCCGAGAGCCGACUCCCUGCGCUGCAAGCGGCUCCAACAAAGCGGGGCCGAGCGACGAGGCUUUGCCACGUUUGAGAGAGAGGAGCGCUGAAAUCUCUGGAGACGAGACUGCCUGCAAGAGGGAUCGUGACGACGAAGUCGAGCCGGAAGAGGAUGAUCAUGAAAGGGAGGGUCUGAAUGCAGAAGCCCCAGACUCCAUCUCUCGGGUCGUUGCCAGGGUGCGAGAGGAGAGUUUCGCGUGUGCACUCUCCUUGUUCUUUGGCAUCACUCGCGCGAAGCCAUCGGGAGAAGGGAAGGAGGCGAAGCCGUUUCACGACUUGGUCAAUUCGUCAUGCCUGUCUCUGGUGCCUGUGCAACGCGUUAAAGUGACGACUGGAGUUUCCAGAACUUUUCCGAUUACCUCAAUUGCCACGGCGAAUUCGUGGAAAGACUCAAAGGAGACAAAGUCGAGUCAACGUGACAGUGACCAAACAGGUUGCCGUGUGGUCUGCUGGGAAGGUCGACGGCAUGUGUACUGCCCACACGCAGGACGGUUCGUCCUCUCGAGAAGCGAGCUUCCAAAGGCAGAACGGACUCGGCAAGCAAUAAGCGAUGUGAUCAAACGAGGAGGCAUUUCGGAUGCGGAAGCGCUCAGACGGCUUCGCUUGUUUGGCGUUAAUGCGGUCCCGGUAGCGAUGCCGACCCUGACCGAGGCUCUGAAAGGAGAACUUUCUGACGUAAUGUUCCUUUUCCAGUUUCUUCUCGUCUGCAACUCCUUCUACUGGCGUUCCUAUCUUGCCUCAUCGAUAUGGGCACUUCUGGCGGUGUAUGGCAUCCUUGCGAGAGUUUGGAUCGCCCACAAAAGCCAAAUGAAGGUCAAACGUCUUGCGGAGGAAGGCAGUGCGACACUCGUGUGUGUCCUCCGGCAAACAAACUCGGAGACAGGCACGUUUGAGAAUCCCCUCUACAUUCCUGCGCAGCAACUCGUUCCAGGUGAUUUGGUCCUGCUGAGUCCGGGUAUGACCGUGCCGGCGGACUUGGUUCUCUGCGACGGCAGCGCCGUGAUGGAUGAGAGUGAACUGACUGGCGAAACGAAACCUAUUCAGAAACUACCGUGGCUGCCUCAUCGACUGAGAACAACAAACAAAUACGGGAAAACGGAGGAUAGUAGAGAAAAUGAGAGUUCGCCUGCGGAGAAUGACAACGACACUCCCUUCUUCAUAGAUCGACCGAGUAUGAGGAAGUCGAUUCUCUUCGCGGGCACGCACGUGAUCUCGGCUGCAGGUUCGAAGGCGUCUGUGACAGGUCUCCCACGUGGUCGCUCCGCGUUCGAUUAUCCCGCGAAUUCGGUCCAUGCCGGCGUUUCCUCGUCUCCGCGGAACGACCCUCAGAUCUCUUUCCUUUCUUACGAAGCGUCGUCGGCCUGCUUGGCAGUGGUAGCGAGGACAGGAAGCAGCACUGCUAGGGGCUCCCUUCUACGACGGACUCUGUCGUCUUCCAUCUUCCUCUUCAAGUACGACGCCCAGCUCCCGGCAGUCUUCCUCAUCAUGCUCUGCUACGCGGCUGUGGUUAUUUGCAUCCUUUGCAAGUGUUCUCCGAAUGCGACGGGAGUCGCUGGGUGGUUUUAUGCGUUAGGCACGCUGUCGCAGCUGCUUCCGGUCUGGACUCCCGUCUUGAUUGCGCGGGCGCAGGCUGCUUCUGCGCAGCGCCUUCAGGAGACAAAACAGAUUCUGACAUUGGCCCCUCAACGACUCGCCGUAUGCGGCAAAGCCCGCGUCGUUUGCUUUGACAAAACAGGCACAUUAACACAGCAUGGCAUGCAAUUUGCCGGUGUGCUGGCCACCAGCCGGUCUUCUACAAGGUUGUCCCGUGCAGUGCCGGACUCCCAAACAGACCAACAGAGUGGUACGAGAUUGUCGGAGUCGGCAGGCACGGUGCACAGUGCAGAGGCGCAUGCAGUGUCUUUCGAACGGAAUGUACGACCAGUCACGGCAGCGUGGAACUGGGGCCUCGGAAGCUUGGUUGUUUCUGAAGACAGGGGCAAAAGAGUCCGAUCCCCAUCAAGUCCUUUGCAUCGCGAACAGUGCCCAAGCAACAGUGACGACGGUCACUUGGUCAAAGAAGAAACAAAGAGCACGGACUCAUUGGAAGACGCGGCUGCCAAGCCCUCUACGGAGCAGGACCAGAACCUCUUGUUGCUCGGGCUCUCCGCGUGCCAUGCGUUGGCAUUGAAGACACCAGGAUCACUGUUGCGCCCCGCCGAGAUACUCGUGCACCUCGAUGUGGAGAGCAAACUACGGGAUUAUUCUGGAGGCCGAAAGGCGUGUGGGGCAUCCUGGCUGGAGGAUCCAAAGGCAGGACCAUCGGAGAACGAAGAGCUCUCCGUCCACGUAAAGGCAUCCGAAACUGGCCAUGACGAGGACCAGACUGACGAGGGAAACGUUUUUCUGGGUUCCGACCUCGAAAAACGGAUGGUACAGGCCACCGGCUGGCGUUUGCUGAUGACGUUGCAUGGAGAGGAAGAUCACCAGGCAUCAGCUGUUUGGGAGCAGGACAGGCCUGCUCGGUGGAUGCUCCCCCCCCAGUUCGAAGAACGUGCCAGGGCCAGACGUGACAUGUGGCUGCCAAUUUUAUCAUCACCUGCCAAGGACAGCAGUUCGCCCCUAGGUGAAUGGUGUGGGCACAAGAUGGCCGACAAAGUCUUCCUCGAUUCAGGUGCUGUAGAAAUUCUGCAUGUCUUUCCUUUCGAUUACUCAUUGCAACGCAUGAGCGUCGUCGUUCGACGCGGGAGUAGCAGACGUUGCGUCGACCAAGACGGGGUUUUAACUCCGGAUUCUUUUGGAGACGAGACAUUGGUCUUUUGUAAGGGAAGCUACGAAUCCGUUGGACCCCUCUGUACCUCUGGGUUACCUGCUGAUUUUACCGGGCGCUGCAACAGUCUCGCGCUUCAAGGUUUCUAUGUUCUUGCUCUCGCGUAUAAGCCGGUGCCAUCGACUGACGCUGAACCCUCGAGAGAAGGGAACCUAGAUCCCGAAGCAGCUGAGAGGCACCAACGCGCUUCGAAGCCGGUAAAGUUUCGAUCGCGGCACAAAUCAAAAAAUAAGACGAAACAGCCCCUGGCUAGGAAGCAGCCAGGGAAAAGCGUCGCGCCAGAGAUAAAUGAAACUGGGGCAGUUUCUGAUACGUCAGACACAAGGCUCCAUUUCGAUUCGCACACCUGCCCUCCUGCCUCUGCCAUUCCUUCCUCUGUGGGUCGUGGGCACCAGAAGGACGCCUUGAAGCCGCCUAGUGUUCUGGGCAUGUCUCGAGACUCAGUGGAAAACGGGCUUCGCUUUCUAGGUUUGAUUCUUUUUCGGAAUGAGCUGAAAGCCGACGCCGCAGAGGCCAUUCGGCAGCUGAAGCAGGGACGCGUGAGGCCCGUCAUGAUCACGGGCGACAGUGUUCUCACAGCGUGCUGUGUGGCCAGAUUAUGUGGCAUGACUGGUGAACAGUGUUCCUUAUCGUACACUUCCUUUUGUGGUGAAAACACGUGUAGCAUGCGGUCGCUGGAAGACAAUGCGUUAGAAAACGCCACAGCUGAACUCCAGGCAUCAGAGCGACAAAUCUCGGGCCCUUCUGCGGUCGUGGGUCCCCUAGGAUCAGCAUAUGUUCCAGAUGCACCCGCCAUGGAAACGCGUCAAAACCCACCAACGGUGCUGGUGGCGGAAUUCAAAAAUCCUCAAGAUUCUCAGUCCGGACUAAUCUGGCGUGACGCGGACAUUCCACACCGUGUUUUCAGCGAAACGGAGGUUUAUCAAGGUCUGCUAACGGCUGGCGGCAUGUGCGACCUGGCCGUCACAGAGACGGUUCUAGAGUAUCUUGCGUCUACGCCAGUCAGUGAUCCAAACGUGUACACUACACCACUACGUGCUUCCAAGGCACCCAUUGAGGACGCUCGCUUUUUCUGCUCUUCCUCUCGUGAAGGAUUGUUUGUUCCAGAACAUCGGUUUUGGAGCUACAGAAUCACCGUCGACACGGAGGAGACAGUAUCCCUUUUGGAGUCAGGAAGCCCCGACGGCACCGUGAAACAGCAAGGGAGCUACGCGUGUUAUUCUGAAAGCGCUCCACGAGAGACUCCACGAUCUUGGGCGUACUGGCGGCGAGCAGCCGCUGCCUUGGGUUUUAGUUUGGGACGGCGAAGGUCCAGCUUGAAAAUGCUUGGAAGCUGUGAUGUGAACCAGAGUGAAGGCCACGACAGAACGUCGCUACUCGAUGUCCUGCUCAUGCGAAUCAGGAUUUUCGCGCGCAUGUCGCCGCAGGGCAAGAGACGCAUCGUCCUGGCAUUCAUGCGGCGAGGCUUCGUCACCUGCAUGUGCGGGGAUGGAGGGAAUGACUGUGCUGCCCUUCGUGCUGCCCACGCGGGCCUGGCCUUUUCCACGAGCUCUGCAUCUGUGCUUGCUCCAUUCACUGCCACUUCGCUGCAGCCAACUGCUGCGGCGGACCUUCUCAAAGAGGGGCGGUGCAGUUUAGCCACUGCUCUUUCCGCAUACAAGUUCUUGGUGGUCUACGGCGUCCUCCUUUCCUUCGUCAAGAGUGUUCUGCUCAUUUUUGGAGGCGGGUCCUGCAUGAGCCAGGCCAUCUACUUUUUAAUGGAUGUCGCGAUUCUUCUGGGCUUGAGCAAGGUCAUGGUUCUUGCCAGGCCUAAAGAAAGCCUACGAAUUCGGUCUCCUACGUCAAGUCUCCUGGGCCCAACCACCAUUGUCUCCGUCUGCAUCAUGCUACUGGUCGAUUUUCUGUUCAUUGUCUGUCUCUACUCCCAGCUUCGUGCAACUGGGCUGGGAGUGGACGUGGACUACCAAGCAACACUUCCACCGCAGGCUUGGUGGAUGAGGAGUGACACGUACGAGGCAGCGAGCUGCGCCAUCUGGGUCUGUGUACAGCUCACCAAUACUGCCUUUGUUUUUUCGUUGGGCGGUAUGUUCCGCGAUCGCGUCUACAGGAACCGGGCGCUCAUCAUAUCUACUGCAGUUCUGCAGCUGUUCUUCAUCGCCAUCACCUUCCUCCCGACGUCGAGUAUUUCCUGUCUUAUGCGCAUUAACUGUACCGAUGCGGCUUCACGUGCUGUAAACCUACCCGUACCAGCAUGGAUGGCUCGUCCUGCUGCGGGGAUGCCUCUGUACAAUCCGCGCGGUCAUAACAUCUUCCCUUUUCCAUGGAAGGUGCAGCUCACGAUUCUAUCUCUGGCAAAUGCCAUUGUCAACAUUAUCAUGGCCAGGUUUCUCUUCUCCGCCGCAUUCCUCAAGUUCCUUCGGACUCACACAAACAGUCCUGGAGAGUCUGAUAAUCUCAUGGUUUAACGGAAUGCUGCGUCAGGCCCUAGGCGAGCGGAAGCGGCAGGUCGAGCUCAAAGUGGAACAGCUAUGUGAAGCGCGUGCAAUUUGUCGCAUACGUUUCCACUUUAACCUUAUGUACAGUGGUAUUUGAUGUGGCUAAUGACCUUGUUCGAAAUGGAUAGGAAGUUUACUUGCAUUGACUUGUGGCGUAGUCCUUCGAAACCAUAUGGACCUUUCUAAAUCACCGG
Toxoplasma gondii ME49 is the source of this 6766-nucleotide messenger RNA. RefSeq names its product E1-E2 ATPase subfamily protein. Bases 498 to 6542 code for a protein of 2014 amino acids. NCBI's taxonomy places the organism in Eukaryota, Apicomplexa, Conoidasida, Eucoccidiorida, Sarcocystidae. The record is from RefSeq and is a predicted model, not a curated record. Gene Ontology annotation, cellular component: membrane. Gene Ontology annotation, molecular function: ATP hydrolysis activity; ATP binding; P-type transmembrane transporter activity. The transcript has 20 exons.